UUUGAUUCAAUUCAAUUUUUUUUACUCGAAGAAACUUCUCUGGGUACGAGUCGAAAUUUUAUUUCUACUUUCAACCUCAGUUAUCUCUACCUUGAAUCUUUUACGCCUAUUUGCAUACUUUAAACACUCAAAUAAGUCUCCGAUUUUGUGAACCUAUUAAUUACAAUAGGAUCUCUGUGGAGAAUUUUAAGAGGCUCUAAGAAAUAAACCUUUUUUUAACUUUAAAGUGGGAAAUUUUCCGAUAACUAUCAUUUUGAGGCUUAAGCUAUGAGCUCAAAAGGUCUAGCUGAGAUCGAAAGUGGAAGUAAAAUUUUAACUCGGGGUUAUACCGAGAAAUGAGAUCUUGCGUAUUUGAAAUGUGGGCCAAUAAAAUUGUACAAUAAGCCACGUCGGACUGAUGAAAUAAACAUAAGGUUAUCAGGCCUCAGUUACUGCGGUUCUCAGCACUGAAUGAUAAUGUGUUAUUUUUUUGCAAUAAAACUCUUUACGAUUUUUCCGGGGAGGGGGAGAGGGGAUUUUAUAGAUGCUUGUAAGCAUUGACAUUACGUAUUCCAGCUUCACGAGUGCGUUUCAAGUUCGACGAAUGUGCGGCGCGCAGUUUGAAUAAAUUGGAGAUUGUAAAAAUUAAAAAUUAUUAUUCAGCACUAAGAAACCGCUGUGGCUGACAUAGGUCUGUUAACCUUACGUCAAAUUGUACAACUUUUACCGGAGAAUGCAAAUUAAAUAGGUGGUAAUUAUUUACAUCAACAGUCGCGGCGAUAUUGAGAAGCAGUUUCUUCCAAUUCUAAAGUCUGAUCUACAAUCUGCUCUUUGCGUUUUGUCUUGCCCCUUUUGCUUUUUGUCUCGUGCUUUCUGCUUUUUGUUUCCUUGUUUUUUGUAUUUUUGUCACACGAAGCCGAGAAACAUCGUCAUGCGCAAAAGGCAAGGAUUUUUCUGCACAAAAUUGGCAAACAAUUCGCCAAAAGCUUUGUUUACUUGUAUCUCAGCUUCAUUUUCUUUAUCAAACAUAUUCUUUAUCAGACUAUGUUUGAUUCGCCACGAUACCGUGGUCGUAUUUAAUCUAACCAACACAUGUUUUUUUUUGUCUUUGUUGUCCGAGAUAAAAUUUGACGAACUUCAGAAAAGACAAGAAGCACGUGACAAAAAACACGAUUGUCGGUAAAACAGUGCGCGAAGAGACAAGAAAGCAAGAGGCAAAAAGCAAGAAAUAGGAAGCAAAAAGCUUGUAGAUCAGGCUUAAAAGUACAGAAUACGCACGUAGGGAACACGAAACCCUAGGACAAGACGAAAUCAUCUCAGAUUCGCGUGAUAAACAUGUAACCGAGGGACUCGUGCUCUAUGGGCGCAUUUCUCGCGAUUUCCACGAAUUUCUCUCGUGUCCUAAUGCAAAUACGUAUGUAAUAAGGAGGGACGACGGUCUCUCUUCGCGGGCGCUAAUAAUACGUCCAGCCGAUAUAACUGGCAUGCGGGCGAAGUGUUCCGGCGUGCGGCGGGUCUCCGCGCGCGGAGAUCCGCCCACGUAUCGUCAUUUGGUUCUGGCUUAAAUCCCCGAGAAAUGAUUUCAGUAUCCCGUCGGUUCUCUGCCUAAUCGCAUGCACGCAUGCAAGAGUGAGCACUCUCCUUCUCCGCGAGCGAUUAUCGGAUAUCGAGCUGUUUGCAGGAGAGAAUUAUUUUCCGCGCUAAUAAACGAACGUUUCUUCAACCGCGCAUGGAAUUGUCUCGGGAUUAUCGGUCGACGACAUCGGCGAGCUUCUCUCGCGACGAUUAUAGCAAACCUAUUUAGAAGCGAGAGGAAUUAUUUAUUUCUGAGAGGCUGCCGAUCUCUUUCGUCGUGAGCAUCGUGAGCAUCGUGACUUUACCGAGUAUUGAAAACCUCGCGCGACGAAGACGAAGUAUUCGGAGUACAGCGAGAAAUCCGGGUGAUCGAUCUCUGUAGUUAUCGUCCUUUCUCGAGUGCGCCAUUACGGAGAAUCCUGAGGGGAACGCCCCUGCAGCAUCCAACGCAGGGGUACCGGCCAUAUACCUGAACGACGGCUACGUCGACAGUCUGAGCGAAUGUUACUUUGCGGGCAAGGGCGCAGCCCUGGUUUUACCGCCGAACGAAAGGGCUCGCCCCUCGAGGCGAGUCUCGGCGGCAGGAUGCGAUAUCCAGCAGCACUUACAGUCUAUGUUCUACCUGUUGAGGCCCGAGGAGACUCUGAAGAUGGCCGUGAAACUGGAGUCGGUGCAUCCAGGAAGGACGCGAUAUCUCGUCGUCGUUUCCUGCACGGGAAGACAGGACGCCGAGGAGAGUUGUCUCCUCGGUAUCGAUUGUCACGCCAGGGCGACCGUCGGUCUCGUGCUCCGAGUUUUGGCCGACACCGCUAUCACUCUCGACGGCGAUGGGGGUUUCAAGGUCAGCGUUUGUGGCCGUCAGCACAUCUUCAAGCCAGUGUCCGUUCAGGCCAUGUGGUCGGCCUUGCAGACGUUGCAUAAGGUGUCCGGUAAAGCACGCGAGCAAAACUAUUUUCUAGGUGGACUGUCGCACGACUGGGUCAGCUACUAUGAGCAACGGAUCGAGAGCGAUCGGUCGUGCCUCAACGAAUGGCAUGCCAUGGACAAUCUGGAGUCCAAGAGACCGCCGUCGCCGGACAGCGUACGCACCAAGCCCAGGGAGAGAGAAGAGACCGAGCGCGUGAUUCGAUCGACGCUGAAGGAGAUCAUGAUGUCAGUGGAUCUUGAUGAAGUUACUUCCAAAUAUAUCAGAGGUCGACUUGAAGAAGAUCUUGACAUGGACCUCGGGGAAUUCAAACCGUUUAUUGAUCAAGAAAUGCUCACCAUAUUGGGCCAAAUGGAUGCACCAACCGAGAUAUUUGAUCACGUUUAUCUUGGGAGCGAGUGGAACGCUAGCAAUCUAGAGGAACUCCAGAAAAAUGGUGUAAGGCACAUUUUGAAUGUUACUCGGGAAAUUGACAACUUCUUUCCGGGUAUGUUCACGUAUCUAAAUGUACGUGUGUACGACGAUGAGAAGACGGACUUGUUGAAGCAUUGGGAUAACACAUUCAAGUAUAUCACUAAGGCCAAAACGGAGGGCUCUAAGGUGUUGGUGCAUUGCAAGAUGGGAGUGUCUCGUUCUGCUUCCGUAGUGAUAGCUUACGCGAUGAAGGCUUACAACUGGGAUUUCUCCCAGGCGUGGAAACACGUCAAGGACAAGCGCAAUUGCAUCAAGCCUAACAACAGCUUCCUCCUGCAGCUGGAAACGUACCAGGGUAUUCUGGACGCAAUGAAGAACAAGGAGAAGCUCCAGAGAUCCAAGUCCGACACGAAUCUGAAAUCUCCCACGUCCGCGAAGGAUCAAUCAAAAAAGGAAGAGAAAUCGGAUAACGUAGAGAAUAAUAUGCGGGAGGUUUCAGGCUCGGAGUUGAAGAAAACUAGCCAGAGACCAAAAAGUUGGUCGCCGAAUGUCAAAGUUGCAGAGAAUAUGUUACCUUCCGUUCCUUUGUCGCAAUCGUUGGAAAGUAUCGAUAAAGCAGGAAAUACGGAAGUCACACGGGAGGAUCUUCUUCGUGGCUCGAAUCAAAAACCGGCAAUAGAACAGGAGGCUCGUAAUGUUCUAAUGCCCUGCGACAACGGACAAUCUUAUAGUGUGUCGCAGAACAAAAUAAUGCACCUGCCUGCCCCAACCCCUGGCACACCUAGCGUAAAGAAUAGAAUUAGUAAGUUAGAAACUCAGGGACAGAAGAGGAAGGGCCUGGUACUCAAUUUAACCAAUCAGUUUGAAGCGGCUAGCAGUAAACCGUCAUCGCCGGGAUCCGAUACGGACGUGAAAUCUCUGCCCCAGAAUUCGGUUGCGGAAGAUAACGCAAAGCCAGUCGAGAACGGUCACUCGCACUGCGAGCAGUCGCAGGAAGCGCGAGAUACCGCGACUUCCGUCUCGAGCGGUCCACCCGGGAAGGAAAUUUGGGAUCCCGGUGAUGAACAGAGGGAGAGGCGAAAAGAGACGAACGAGGAGUCCACCGAGAUCAACGAUAAUAGUGAAUGUCUAGUCUGGACUGCGUCCGCGGGUGCAACGUGUGCUGAUUCGUGUGAUGACAAUAAAUCUAACAGAGGCGUGAGUGUGGAGAGUGAGUGUAUCGCGAGUGUGACGACGGGUACGACGAUUACGACGACGACAACGACAACGACGACGACGACAACGGUGGUGUCGUCAUCGACGUGUCAUGAUGUUCUGGGAAAGAAAGCGAAGAAGGACGGCGAUCCGUUCAGCACUCAGCUGGAUCGAGUGUUCGAUCGUGAGGAAAGGCGGGGCGAACCCGUCACUAGGGAAUCUCCGAGUCGUCAAAGUUCCUGGAGUAGUUACGACAGUGCGGUGGUUCUCGACAACAAUUCGAUGCACAGUUCGUGGGCCACCUUACCGUCGAGAAACAGUUCCUGGGGCUCUUACGACAUGCGGCCGUCCGAAUUGCUCGGUUCCAGCGGUCUGUUCCCGUACGACAAGGAGGAGAUUCCGUGGCAUCCGGGCACGGUGAAGCGCACUAAACAGAAACUAGAGGAAGGCACGACCGCGGGCGAGGUGAAGCGCGUGUGUACGCAGAGCUCGACGACCGCGGAUGACAAGAGCGACAGGCUAGCAGGCACUGAGGUAGAUGCGGUUGCGGUCGAGACAUAUAAUCCGAUGUUGUUGCAUCACAUGCCAUCGCCAACGCCGCGAAGAAGGGAUUCGUCGCCCACUCAGGAACAUAAUCUUAAAGUAGAAACAAAUAGAGACUCGCCAAGUCCGGUAGGCAUCGAUAUCUCCCUUACAUCCAUGCGUCAAAUCGGAAGAUUAUCCACGAGCGCUCCCGCGCCGUCCUCCCUGUCCUCCGAGUCUGAUCUGCCACUGUCCCUGAGAUCCUGCAGAUCGGAAAGCGAGACGUCCAGUCCGUGUGUCGUCAAUACUACCCAGUGCCCCUCUGUAAAACAUCACAAGAUGGUUUUGGAAAAUCUCUGUAAUAAGUCUGUGUUUAGCAAGCGCUGUCUCUCCGCGGACGACUCGCCGGAAGCGGAAUGUCCGCGUAGCACAUCUGGCAUAGUCAAAAAUCUGAAGAAGGAAUUUGAGGCGAAAUCGACAAAAUUGGAGAGGAGUCCCGAGAAUGCAUGUGAGGGCGAAAACGCGUCUCUGACUACGCGUUCCAAGAGGGACGUAAAGAUCAGAAGUUUACCCUCGUCGCCAGUGAUCCCGCACAACGAGUCCAAGAUCCAAUCGUCGUCCAGCGUUGGCGAAACCAAAGACAACAAACAUGGCAGGAGGAGCGAGGUAACGCCCCCGUCAUCGCAGGAUAACGUGGAGGAUCUAUCCGUUAGAGUGCUGGUUGGAAAAUAUGAGGUCGCCAGGCCGGAGUCCAGGAAGAGCUCGGACGUGCAAUUGCGCGCGCACAAAGACAAGGAUUGGGACGCUAUGGAGGUGCAUCCGCCGGCGAAAUCGAAGAUUGCACCCGAGUUCUCGAGAAGAUCGGCGCCGAUUAUGAUCAAUAAUCACUCCACGCCUUUGUUCAACGAAACGCCGGAAGCUCCCGGCAGACCGCCGGCGGUACCCUCUCCCAGCGUGGUCAUGGCCAGCGUAGUAGCGAAGGCAGCUAGCAAGAAGCAACAGCAGCACGGCAGAACCCAUCCACUUGCUAGGCUACAGGUCAGGCCUAGGCACAGCAGUCCCGUUUACAACACCAUGUAACGUGGAGGCGACGCUCUUUUGUUUUCGCUCGCGAAUUCUUAAGCGUAACGCGAGCGCAGCGCAUCUAAUUCGGAGAGUACUCACGCGAACACGUGGGUACGUCGCCGUGACGAUGAAAUCGUGUGAUCUCUUUAUGUUGGCGAUGAAGAUAAGAUUGGGUUUUUGGAACCAAGAUGGUCGCGCCUGUUGUUUUAAAAGUAGAUCUUUUUCUUCGUCGUUUUCUUUUCUUUAUCAUUAUCGCUGCAAUCGCUCGUACAACUGUCGUCCUGAGAAGACGAUCUUGUCAUUUUGACGCGUAUCUUAUUAUUUAUAAGACGAUAAUCUCGCGUAAGCGUUCGGAUCUUUUUACUGCGAAACAACGACAGGCGCUUUAUGUUCCUUCUCGUCAACGUGUAUCUUGGCUUGACGUUAGUUCAAUUAUUUUAAGCUGGAAAUGCAACAAUCACGAGGCUGCGCGUCGAGAAGGGGGUCAACGUAAAUUCAGGAAAGGAUAAUUGCGUCGUUAUCUUAUGUCACUUCGUUGUAAGUUAGUGGGCUCGGAAUCAAACGUGCGUCAAGCAUGAAAAGCGAUGUGAUGUAUCGCGUGAGUGACUUAAUGCGAAGGGCGGCGCGAAACUUUCGUACCGCAAGAGAAAGAAGAAAAAAAUAGAGGAACCGAGUGCUCAGUCAGGCUGUGAAUGUAAGGUCUGAGCCUCGGACACACGCUGACCUUUCUUCUGCUUCGCUUUCUUGAUCUUUUUUUUUCGUCGGAUACGACGUUACCGCGUGAGACGAUAAAUCUCCGAUCUUCGAAACGACUUUGUCGAUUUUGUCGUAACGUGUAACGGAAAAAGUUAUUAUGUGACGAGACCUCGAGAUAAUGUAAUAUUAAGCCACACUAUUAGUAAUUUAUAGGUGAUAAUGUGAUGUAGAGUGAUGUACAGUGUGCGAGAACACGAUGUAGCGAAGUGUGUUUUCUGUUGAGCGACUGUUUUUCGGAAGCGUGAGUGCAUACGGAAGGGGGUACCGAAAUUCACGAGCUUCUAAUCGUUUCCGAAACCCCGAAAGUGAUUCUUCCCGAUUUUUUUCAUCAACGGCCAUAUUUUGCAUGGAGCGUGAAAGUCAAUGCAAAAUUAGUCAGUCGAAGAUAGUGACGUUGUGACAAGUGAAUUAGAUUUCUCUUAAAUUAUAAGAUAAUAAUUUAGUAUUGUAUGUAUAAUGUCUCUUACCCAAAAAUGUGUGAUAGAUGCCGUAACAACAAUUUCGAUUUUAAUGAAUCGGAUUUUAUUAGAUUUUAUCGAGCUUGAGACCUGCCGCCUCACGUUUAGGAUAUACAAUUAUACGGAUUGUAUCUCUACUACUUUGUGAUCCAGGAGACCCUCUCUUAGGCUGAAACGACCGUUCUCGCGAAUUAGGUACCUCUUUUACUCAUUAAUUGUUAUUAACUUGCUCUUUGUACUCCUACUACUAUAGAUUGUCUUUAUCUCGAUUAAUUCAGAUCGGUUGAUCGUGUAACGCUUUUCAACGGCUGACGAUGCAGCGAUGAUAGUGCAUCAUAAAGUCCUGCUAUUGACUCUCGCAUAGGUUGAGAAGACAUGAUGAUGAGAUAACGAGGAAAGAUAUGUUGAUCCUCGUGGGUGCAUGCGCGUACUUGUACUUCUCCAUCGAUCGACCUGAAGCACAUUGUGUCUAAGUGUCAAUAUUUUUUUAAACACAUAUCACCGACUCAUCAUUAAUUUUGUAAAUCGCGCGCGUUCCCACCGCGUCGCGGGAUUUAGUUAGACGAAAAACGAAUGACACCCGAUUUACCGCGCAAAUUGACGACCAAUUUUAUACUCUGAUGUACUCUGACGAAUGCGACCGUUGCUAAGAGGCGCUUCGCGAGCGCGUCGCGAUUAUCGUGUAUAAAUAUAUUUUAUUACAAACACGUUUCUCAACCAAAUUAGGCUCGUUGAUCGUUUAGAUUGUAGAUGCGGGCUGGAAAAAUGUCCUGGAACAUAGUAGUUUCCCGAAUAGUCUGUUGGAUCGCACCUAGAGAUUAACUAUUAUCUACUUAUACGGUUAAGUACAAUUGGAUGCGAUUUAGGAGGAGAAUCUGUUUUUUUUUCCUCUGCGAUGUUUCGCAGCCGGAGGUGACUCGUCCCCUCUUUUAUGUGCGAGAGUUGCGAGGAGUGACGUUUCAAAGUCUCGAAUGUUUCCCAGCGUAAGUUUGGAGUAUAUUUGAAUGCAUAAGAUAUCCAGUGAUUCCCGUGUGGAAUCCGAUGUGGAUCGGAUAUCCGAUCACCUAAUCGCCGCGAAAGUAUUACGAAACAGGACGUGUCGUCUACGGCGCGAGUACUGAGGAAAAAAUAAUUAAAAAAAAAAAUUGCGAUGCGCUUUCUGCUCUCUCACCGUGUUUGUGCGCGAGCAAUCUUUUUCUACACCGUGUCGCUUGUCAACCGAUGAAUUUGCUCGUGUCAAGUAAGUUUAUAUUGUCACAAAUCGAUGUGCUCAGUUUUAGUGAUUGUCCCUUGAUCCCUCAUACCCCGUUCCUUCAAUCGCUCCAAUCCGCCCCUUCGUCUCUUAAGUCUUGCUUAAGUGUGUGCGUUCGCUCGAUACGAGAACUUGCUGUCAUAUGAGAAAUGAUGAUAAAGCCGUACGUUGUUCUGUAUAAAUUUUGUACUAUAGUUUGUAUUAAAUAAAAUACAUUGUUUAUUGCUUGA
Messenger RNA from Solenopsis invicta (red fire ant), 8370 nucleotides. It is a transcript of the gene ssh, whose product is annotated as protein phosphatase Slingshot homolog 2. The coding region runs from base 2168 to 5689 and encodes 1173 amino acids. Gene Ontology annotation, cellular component: cytoplasm. Gene Ontology annotation, molecular function: actin binding; protein tyrosine/serine/threonine phosphatase activity. The transcript is spliced from 8 exons. Gene Ontology annotation, biological process: actin cytoskeleton organization; protein dephosphorylation; negative regulation of actin filament polymerization. NCBI's taxonomy places the organism in Eukaryota, Metazoa, Arthropoda, Insecta, Hymenoptera, Formicidae. The record is from RefSeq and is a predicted model, not a curated record.